GCUUGUCGCUGUCAUUGACGAAAUUUCCUGGUGUGAGUGAGUCUCGCUGGAUAUCAACAACAGACUGAAACAGACCACAAAUGAUGAUUUGCUGUUCGCAUGCGAUUCUAAUCUGCAGUAACGCUGGAAAUAACAUUUGACAGCUAGGGGAGUCACAUUCGUAGAUCAAUGUGUCUGCUGGAGCCUUUUACGCCGGUUUUCUCAUCGAGCUGGUAGCAGGUGGUGAGGGAGCGGGGCGAAGCUCGAAUAUUCAUGCUUUCCUGUUAAUGAAACUUAAUUACGAAUUCCGUGCAAGGGUUGCCACCCGCCAUGUUAAGAUAAAGACACAGAUCUCUGUGUUGAACAUGCUAAAGCGACUGGAUAAGAUAAGGUUCAGAGGACCGAAGCGAGAUGAGUUCCUGGACCUUGCUGAGUCCCCAAACGCAUCUGACAGUGAAUGUAAUGACGACAUCCCAGUAAAACACCGGAGCUCCAUCAAAGACACAGAAGAGCAGCGAGACCCUGCUGGUUCGGGGACUCUUACCAUGUCUGCUCCUCCCAUCCAGGACUACAAAAUGUGUGAUUCAGAUGUGCGACUCAAUGAGGUCAAAGGUCACCUGGAGAUAGCCUUACUGGAAAAGCACUUUCUUCAGGAGGAGUUGAGGAAGCUCAGAGAGGAGACAAAUGUCGAGACCCUGAAGCUGGAGCUGGAGAAAGAGAAAACGAAAAGAGUCGAUCUCGAGCAGAAAAUGAAUGAAAUUCUCAGAUCCAGACUAGAAGAUUCACCACCUCCACCUCCAAAGCCACAAGUCACUUCAGUCAAUGGAACAGGGGACAAACAGAAGGAGACCUUAAGCUCUCGGCUGUGGAAAUGGCUCUAUGAGCGAUUUGGUGUUUAUAUCGAAGACUUCCGCUUUCAGCCUGAGGAGAAUACAGUCGAGACUGAGGAACCACUAAGUGCUAAAAGAUUAACUGAAAAUAUGAGACGACUCAAACGGGGUGCUAAGCCUGUAACUAACUUCAUGAAGAACCUUUCUGCCUUAUCCAGCUGGCACUCUGUCUACACGUCAGCCAUCGCCUUUAUUAUCUAUAUGAAUGCUGCCUGGCAUGGCUGGGUUAUCCCCAUGUUUCUAUUUUUAGCCAUUCUGCGGUUGUCCUUGAAUUACCUCAUAGCAAAAGGUUGGAGGAUACAGUGGAGCAUUGUGCCUGAGGUGUCCGAUCCAGUGGAACCUCCGAAGGAAGAUCUUACAGUCUCAGAGAAGUUCCAGUUAGUGUUGGAUGUUGCACAGAAAGCACAGAAUCUAUUUGGAAAGAUGUCAGACGUAUUGGAAAAGAUCAAAAACCUGUUCAUGUGGGUGCAGCCUGAAAUCACACAGAAACUGUAUGUUGGUUUGUGGAUGGCCUUUAUCGCUUCCUGUUUGCUGCCAUAUAAACUCAUGGGCUUCAUGAUUGGGAUCUAUGCCGGCAUCAAAUUCUUCAUUAUUGACUUUAUCUUCAAAAGUUGCCCCAAACUGAGGGACAAGUAUGACACACCCUACAUUGUAUGGGCCAACUUACCCACAGACCCGCAGCUCAAAGAGCGUAACAACGCCACACUGAGCAGACGGCUGUCUGGGUUUGAAAAGCAGAUCCAGCCGACGGUAGCACGUGGCAGUCAGUCGGCUGGAAUGUCAUGCGGGAUUGGCCGUGAGGAGGAAAGCGGACGGGCCUACAACACCAAGAGAGGCCCGUUUCAUGAAGUCUUCAACUUGUCUGAAAAUGAGCGCCCCCUGCCAGUGUGCGAGAAUGGAUGGCGAUGUUGCUUGAUCAACAGGGACAGGAAAAUGCCGACUGACUACAUCCGCAAUGGUGUCCUCUAUGUCACAGAAAAUUACCUGUGUUUCGAGAGCUCCAGUUCCCGGGCGACCUCCUCGAAAAAGAACAAAGUCAUCAAGCUCCAAGACAUCACAGAUAUUCAGAAGUACAAGGUGUUGUCAGUAUUGCCUGGAUCUGGGAUGGGGAUCUCAAUUACAACACCAUCUACUCUAAAGCCUCUCGUGUUUGGUGCCAUGAUUCAUCGGGACGAGGCCUUCGAUGCCAUCCACACUCAGUACAUGAAGAUCAUAAAUACCAUAGCACCUACCACAGUCACAAACCCAGAGACAUAGCUGGAUCAACAUAUGACGUAAGGUAGUCCAUAAGGCAGCCCUCACCUUAAUGUAGCACUAUCCUAACCACUAUAUGGAGAAGAUGGCUUCCAGAAGUUGUCUGCCCAAUCUCCAACCCAAAACGAUGGAUUUGAGGAGGAGAAACUGCAAAAAAAAAAAAAAAAAAGUUUUUCAUAUCCUCUUUUAGAUUACAUGUGAGUAUUAGGAAGGGGUGUUUUAUAUAAUGUUCUCUCAAAUGGCGUAAUAUAAUCUUACACAAGUGUUUGUCCAGAUGGGUCUUAUUUUAUAAGGUUAGGGGUUGGUUGUGGUUUGUUUGUCCUGUGUCCUACAACAGCGAAAUGCCACUUCAGAACAGGAGCUGGUACUCCUUUAUGUCUCACAGAGGGCUUUGUGUGAUCUGUGUGUAGUCAGACCAUAUAACCGUCUCUGAGCUUACCGCCAUUUUCACUUAAUUGCAUCACCGCUGGCCUUGCACAAAGAGAAACAGCACUUAGUGUUGCUGAGAGCUUUUAGAUGUGAUUUAGGAGGAAAGGAACAGACUUAACCGUCAACCGAAAUCCAUACGCGCAAAAAGCAGCUCACAACUGCCGACCACACCGUUCCUUGGGACGCGCCAACUUUCUCUUCGUUAUUUGUGAUACUUGUAUUAACUUAUGACAUAAAAACAACCUCACAUUUGAAAGGAAUAGUUCACAAAAUGAUCAUUUUGCUGUUUACACUCAUGUUGGUUUAAACUCAUAUAUUUAGGCGGAAUGUCCAAGCUGCUCUUUUCACCCAAAAACGAAAAUUCUGUCAACAUUUACUCACACUCAUGUUGUUUCAGAUCUGUGGGAUGCAACAGAAGAUAUUUUGAAGAAUUUUUUUUUUUUUUUCUUUCAUACAAUGAAAGUAAAUGGGGUCUGAAACAACACUGGACCCUACUGACUUUCAUUGUAUGGAAAGAGAGAAAAAAGUUUUCAAAACACCUCAUAGUAGGUUUGAAACAAUAUGAUAUACGCCUUGGCUGAACUGUCCUCAAACUGGUUUGGAUAAACAUCAGGGUGCAUAAAAACUUUUUUUUUUUUUUUUUUUUACUUAAAGCACAAAAAUAUCAUCGGUCUUACUCAUUAAAUGAAUGUGCACAAAUAAAAGACUGUUCAAACUAAUGUUAAUAUAUUAAUUCUCAUUCCUUGUCAUUGAGCCCUGAGAUUAUUGAAGUAUUUAAUGCCUUUUUGAAUAUGGUUAGUUAAGUAGAUAGUCUUAAUUUACUAAUAUUGUACCCCAAAAUAAGAUCUGAUUACUGAAGAAAGCACAGGCUAAUUUCUCUAUCUAUGUAAUAUGUUAUGAUUCUUCUAAAAGUGUGCGUAGGGAACUCCAAAUUAACAUGAUACAUAAAGGUACUACUUUGUUUUACUCAUUCAUAACCUGUAACUUUUGACUAUGCAGAUUUUAACAGCUCCUUUUGGAUAAAAAGCAGGUCUUUUCUUUCUUAAGAGAGGAGAGGGUCUGACAGUAUGUCAUGGUUUUCUGGUUUAUUUGUUCCCGACACUUUUUUUUCCUCUUCUAAUGUUUAUGCUUUUUAAAAUGUGCUGUGCUAAAUUGCACUUUAGACAGUCACUUAUUCUUUUGUUUACUUUUGUUUCUCAUCUGCCUUAUUCUGCCUUAUUUAAUUUUGUUUGCCACAUUAUCUUUCUUCAAGUCAUUUUGAGUCAGUAUAUGCCUGUUUACCAAGUUUUUAAAAGGCACUUUUGGGUUUAAUAAAUAUAUGGCCACUUAUAUAGUGGAAGAGCAUUUAGUUAGAAUAAAUAUGACGGUAAUUGUCUGUGCAGAAGUAUGUAUUUGUGAAACCAAUAUAUUAGUGCACCUUGGUUUUAUUAAUUUCACCUUUUAACAUUGUUCUGAAAUCAAAUUCCAUUAAUUAUUGAUUCUUGAAGUGGAAAAAUUUUACCACCAAUGAUUGUCAUUUGCCAAAUAAAUGUGUAUUGUUGUUUGCACUCUGUUUCUGCCCCAGAACAGUUUCGUUUACAGACAUUUGUGUUCCGCAAUAGGCUAGUUUGAUCCCUGGAGCAAUGGGGGCAUGAAAAUUAGCCUUUGUUGCCUGUGAUGAAUGUUAAAGGAGCUGGAAAAUCAUAGUUUUUAAAUGCCUUGUUGAAACAACAUUUUAUUCUUUUAUUUUGCAUUCUAACACAUCCAGCUUUAAGAAUUUGAUUACUGUUCCCUGGAAGUUGUUGGUUGUAGCAUGAAAGGGUGUUGUUUUUGUGUUAUUUCACUCAGUGUAUUACUCUGUUCAAGUCUUUUACGUAUCUGUUUAGUUGGUUGUAUAGCCCACAGUUGUCACAAUCACAUUUACAUUGGUACGGCCACCCAACAACUGGGUUUAAUAGACUUUGCAGAGGAGCAACCACAGUAACUACACAGAGACUUGAGUAAAUCUGAAUGUGACUGGAUGUUUGUUUAUCAGACAUUUGUAUUUACACUGGAUGUACAUGUCUGGUAAACUCUUUCCUGCUUUCCUCUGAUUAGUCUUCAUUGGAGAGAAAUAAACUCGGAGUUCUUUGUAA
Megalobrama amblycephala (Wuchang bream) is the source of this 4666-nucleotide messenger RNA. It is a transcript of the gene gramd4b, whose product is annotated as GRAM domain containing 4b. NCBI's taxonomy places the organism in Eukaryota, Metazoa, Chordata, Actinopteri, Cypriniformes, Xenocyprididae. The record is from RefSeq and is a predicted model, not a curated record. Bases 267 to 2126 code for a protein of 619 amino acids. The transcript has 20 exons. Gene Ontology annotation, biological process: negative regulation of toll-like receptor 9 signaling pathway; apoptotic process.